AUGUCUUCUUACGCAGACGCUGCAGCAAAGGGACCCAAGCAGUCCGCAGAGGAAGUAAGCAAUGACCGCGCAGGAAAGCCUGCCCAGGUUUACAGGGAUGAAUCCGAGGGCGCCGCCUCUUUGAUAGACGUUGAUUCCCCGCACGUCGCAUCUGUCGAGUCGAGUUUCCUGGAGCAAGAUGUCAAGACAACCACACAGGCUGAACGUCUAGAGCGCGAAGCAAAGGAGGAAGAAGACAAGAAGGCCCAAGAAAAGAAGCGCAAGGCCAAGGCCAAAGCUAAGGCUGAAGAUUCCGGGCUGUUUGCCAACAAAGGCAACCCUGUCGUCUUAGGGAAUGCCCUCUUGAUCACGUUGGCCAGUGCAGGACUAGGCUAUGGCGCGUACAGAAAGCAUCUCGAAGGCCAGCUAUCCUGGCAAAUUGUUGGGUGGGCAUCAGGAGCUGUUGGGGCUUUUGGUGCCGUGGAUUAUCUCGUCAGCAAAUGGCUUUUCCAAAACAAGUAUCCCCGCAAAUAA
Messenger RNA from Aspergillus wentii DTO 134E9, 513 nucleotides. RefSeq lists its product as uncharacterized. Bases 1 to 513 code for a protein of 170 amino acids. The record is from RefSeq and is a predicted model, not a curated record. The transcript is spliced from 3 exons. Gene Ontology annotation, cellular component: mitochondrial outer membrane. NCBI's taxonomy places the organism in Eukaryota, Fungi, Ascomycota, Eurotiomycetes, Eurotiales, Aspergillaceae. Gene Ontology annotation, molecular function: nascent polypeptide-associated complex binding.